AUGAGCGGCAUUGAACGUCGAGCAGCCUUGGAAAGCAAAUUUCCAUCCCUAAAAGCCUAUCACGAUGACCUCAAAGGUCUGUCCACAGUACUCGAGGACAACAAAAACAUCGGCUUUGACGCAGACAUCGCGGAGCGCAUAGAGCAGUGGAUGCUUAAGCGAAGGGGAAAUGCAUUUACGUCGAUGGUUACGAGUGACCGCCCGGCAUACAUCUUGGAUCAAUCCCGCUUUAAAUACCACACUGCCGUUGACAUCGACCGCAAGGAGGUCAUUCAAGCAUGUGACGUGAACGGAGUCGCAGUCCAUAGUCGUGAACAGACGAUUCGCGACUUGAGUGACACCGAUACGAUCGCUCGCGUCAAUGCAUCCGAUUCUAAUCCGUUUUUGAAAGCGCGGUUCGUUCUGGAUAAUCCCGACGCGGACCGACUGAUUGAUAUGAUAGCUGGCCGUUGA
This is a messenger RNA of Penicillium verhagenii, 453 nucleotides long. RefSeq lists its product as uncharacterized. The record is from RefSeq and is a predicted model, not a curated record. Lineage: Eukaryota; Fungi; Ascomycota; Eurotiomycetes; Eurotiales; Aspergillaceae. The transcript is spliced from 2 exons. The coding region runs from base 1 to 453 and encodes 150 amino acids.